UACUGUCAGUGUUGUGGUACGGCAGUCUGUUCGGUCCUCCGGUCCCGGCAGGCCCGGGUCUGUGGUUCGGCGCCAUGGGGGAGGCGGAGAAAUUUUACUACAUCUACAGCUGCGAGCUGGACAUCAACGUGCAGCUCAAGAUAGGAAGCCUUGAAGGGAAGAGAGAACAAAAGAGUUACAAAGCUGUGCUUGAAGACCCUAUGUUGAAGUUUUCAGGAUUAUACCAGGAGACCUGUUCUGACCUUUAUGUUACUUGUCAAGUUUUUGCUGAAGGGAAACCUUUGGCUUUGCCAGUGAGAACCUCCUAUAAGGCUUUUAGUACAAGAUGGAAUUGGAAUGAAUGGUUAAAGUUACCAGUGAAAUAUCCUGACCUGCCUAGGAAUGCUCAGGUGGCUCUGACAAUAUGGGAUGUAUAUGGACCUGGAAAAGCAGUCCCUGUAGGAGGGACAACAGUCUCACUCUUUGGAAAAUAUGGCAUGUUCCGCCAGGGAAUGCACGACUUGAAAGUCUGGCCUAAUGUUGAAGCAGAUGGAUCUGAACCUACAAAAACUCCUGGCAGGACAAGCAGCACUCUCUCAGAGGACCAGAUGAGUCGAUUAGCUAAGCUCACCAAGGCUCAUCGACAGGGCCACAUGGUCAAAGUGGAUUGGCUGGAUAGAUUGACAUUUAGAGAAAUAGAAAUGAUUAAUGAGAGUGAAAAACGAAGUUCUAAUUUUAUGUACCUAAUGGUUGAGUUUCGAUGUGUCAAAUGUGAAGAUAAGGAAUAUGGCAUAGUUUACUAUGAGAAGGAUGGUGAUGAGUCAUCUCCAAUUUUAACCAGUUUUGAGAUAGUGAAAGUGCCUGACCCCCAGAUGUCUAUGGAGAAUUUAGUUGAAAGCAAGCAUCACAAGCUUGCCCGAAGUUUAAGAAGUGGACCAUCUGACCAUGAUCUCAAACCUAAUGCUGCCACUAGAGAUCAGCUAAAUAUUAUAGUUAGUUAUCCACCCACGAAGCAGCUUACAUAUGAAGAACAAGAUCUUGUUUGGAAGUUUAGAUAUUACCUUACUAAUCAAGAAAAGGCUUUGACAAAGUUUCUAAAAUGUGUCAACUGGGAUCUUCCCCAAGAGGCCAAACAGGCAUUGGAACUACUGGGAAAAUGGAAGCCAAUGGAUGUGGAAGAUUCCUUGGAGUUGUUAUCUUCACAUUUUACUAAUCCAACAGUGAGGCGCUAUGCUGUUGCUCGAUUGCAGCAAGCUGAUGAUGAGGACUUGUUGAUGUACUUGUUGCAGCUGGUUCAGGCCCUCAAGUAUGAAAACUUUGAUGACAUAAAGAAUGGAUUGGAACCUACUAAGAAAGACAGUCAAGGAUCUGUGUCUGAGAGCGUGUCAAGUUCUGGAACAAAUGCUGCAGAAAUAGAUAGUUCCCAAAUCAUAACUAGUCCUCUUCCUCCAGUGUCUUCUCCUCCUCCUGCCUCAAAAACAAAAGACUCUGCAGAUGGUGAAAAUUUGGAGCAAGAUCUCUGCACUUUCUUAAUAUCAAGAGCCUGCAAAAAUUCUACAUUGGCCAACUAUUUAUAUUGGUAUGUUAUAGUGGAAUGUGAAGAUCAGGAUACUCAACAGAGAGACCCAAAGACACAUGAAAUGUACCUGAAUGUAAUGAGAAGAUUCAGCCAGGCAUUACUGAAGGGUGAUAAGUCUGUUAGAGUUAUGCGUUCUUUGCUGGCUGCACAGCAAACGUUUGUAGAUCGACUGGUUUGUCUAAUGAAAGCUGUGCAACGUGAAAGUGGAAAUCGUAAGAAAAAGAAUGAAAGGCUACAGGCAUUGCUAGGAGAUAAUGAAAAGAUGAAUUUGUCAGAUGUGGAACUCAUCCCAUUGCCAUUGGAACCACAAGUGAAAAUUAAAGGAAUAAUACCAGAGACAGCUACACUAUUUAAGAGUGCUCUUAUGCCUGCCCAGUUGUUCUUCAAAACAGAAGAUGGAGGUAAAUAUCCUGUCAUAUUUAAGCAUGGAGAUGAUCUACGCCAAGACCAACUUAUUCUCCAAAUCAUUUCACUCAUGGAUAAGUUGUUACGGAAAGAGAAUCUGGAUUUGAAGUUGACACCUUAUAAGGUGUUAGCUACUAGUACAAAACAUGGCUUUAUGCAGUUUAUUCAGUCAGUUCCUGUUGCUGAAGUUCUUGAUACCGAAGGAAGUAUUCAGAACUUUUUUAGAAGAUAUGCACCAAGUGAGAAUGGACCUAAUGGAAUAAGUGCUGAAGUGAUGGAUACUUAUGUUAAAAGCUGUGCUGGCUAUUGUGUGAUUACAUAUAUCCUUGGAGUUGGAGACAGGCAUUUGGAUAACCUUUUACUGACAAAAACAGGCAAACUCUUCCACAUAGACUUUGGAUAUAUUUUGGGUCGAGAUCCGAAGCCUCUUCCUCCUCCAAUGAAACUGAAUAAAGAAAUGGUGGAAGGCAUGGGAGGAACACAAAGUGAGCAGUAUCAAGAGUUCCGUAAACAGUGUUAUACAGCUUUUCUCCACCUGCGAAGGUAUUCCAACCUGAUUUUGAACUUGUUUUCCCUUAUGGUGGAUGCCAACAUUCCAGAUAUUGCUCUUGAACCAGAUAAGACUGUAAAAAAGGUGCAGGAUAAGUUCCGUUUAGACUUGUCUGAUGAAGAAGCAGUGCAUUAUAUGCAGAGCCUGAUUGAUGAAAGUGUCCAUGCUCUUUUUGCUGCAGUGGUGGAACAGAUCCACAAGUUUGCUCAGUACUGGAGAAAAUGAAACUGAGUUUUGCUGUCAAUGUAAUGGAAUGUCAACUUGUGUCACUUGUUUGAAAAAGAAAAACAAUUACCUUAGAAGAUACUUAUAGAAUGAAGACUGGAUAACAGCUGAUGGAAAAGAAAACUUCAUCUUUGAGCUACAGUGGUCUCUGAAAUGCAAGGGGCUUGCCGUAGUUUCCUGGGAAACCAUUGCUUUAAGUGUUCCAGAUGAUUUUUUUUUGAAACACUCUGUGCAUUUAUUUUCAACUGUACACAUUGUUAAAAUGAGAAAUAAGUUUCACUGUUUAUAACCUGUUGUUAAUUUUCAAAGGAAUUAUGUGGCUGAUGUAGAACUUUUUAGCCUUAAGGGCCUGGGAUGGUCCACUGCCACCUUCACUUCUUUAAGCCCUUAUAAAUAAUGGUAUGGGUUGAUUAUGCCUGGUUUCUGUUUGAUUGGAGGUUGAGGGUGGGAAUCUUUAAGGGAAAAAGGUAAAUUUUUCUUUUUAUUUUGCAUCUAAACUUAGUAUUUCACAAUUUAUGAAUGACUCCAGGUCAGGAAAUGUUUUCAUCUGGAAAAGAUAAUCAUUUCCUCCUACUUAUACAGAAAUAUUUUGAAAAUAUAGAUCAUUGCUCAAAUACGUUGUAAGUAUGUAAAGUAGAAGAGAAAAAAGUAAUUUAACUAACCAGACAAACAGCAAUGUUGUAGUAGUUUUCAGCAUUGAGCUUGAAAUAUUUUUAUGUAUAAAUAUAAACAUACACUCUUAUUUCAAUAAACUCUUUUGACAUAAACUUUGCAUCUAUAAACUUUUUCAGAUGUAUCUUUUUUGGUACUUAGGAAAUGAAAUCAUGUUUACUCAUAGAUUUAAGUUUAAUCAUGUCUUUCAUGUUUUAAUGUUCAAUGAAGCAUGAUAUUUUAGAAAGAACUCAGUGGCUUUGGGUUCAGAUUCUGGUUCUUGAUACUUAAUUGCCAUAUAAAGUCAAUCAGUUAACUUUUCUGAACCUCAGUUUUCUGUAAAAUGAGGUUGUCAAUAUACUGCCUAAUUUAAAAGGUCAUGGGGGAGGGGGAAAGGAGAGAGACUUUGUAAACCUAAGAGAGUUACUUAAAUGUGUUUAAUUCACAAUCUUCCAGCCAAUUCUUGGGCCUCAUAGAGAUAAAACAAAAUAACCUCGUACACAUAAGUUCAAAUUUCUAGAUAUGACACCCCUUACAUGAUCACUUAGCUUAUCUUUAAAGGAAAAAAAUGACACGUCAUAUAUUUGAUGCCUGCUAAAUAAUUAAAAGCAACCUUCUGAAAAGAUUGGGUGACAGAGAAUGUCAAAUAUCAGUGGAACAGUGGUUCAAUGAUGGAAUACCUGUGAUUCACAGAAUUUCAGUCCUAUUAAGAGCUUUUAGAGGCUGUCUGAUCCAGCCCUCUUCAUUUUAUUGAUAAUGGAUCUGAAAUUGAAAAUUUAUAGGAUUUAGAGAUGGAGGUUUGAAGAUUAUUUGGUCCAACCUUCAUUUUACAAAUGAAAGACCUGAAGUGCUCAAAGAAGUGAAGUAAACUUACUUGAGAUUAUAGAGUUGUUAGUGACAUUCUGACAUGUCAAUCCCUACUCAGUUAUCUCCAUUCAUCCCUAAUAUCAAAUAGCAGUUCAUCACUUUGACAUCUAAAGUUUUGACAACCCAGCCCUAACCUACCGUGUCAGCUUUAUCAUACAUUUCUACCCUUCACACACUCUGUGAUCCAGUUAAGCUGGAUCCUGCUAAUUCUGUCAUGGUUCCUCCCUUUUAUUUGUUCAUACUUUCUGCCUUCCCCAUUGCUAAGGCAGGGGAUGUAACCCAAUACCCCCUAAGGAUUCGCUUUAAGCCCUAGCAAAAACUGGCAAGCUAUCAUCUUGUUGGAUUUGUGCAAGGGGAAACCACACCGGGUAGCAACAGAUCAAGCCUCCUUGGUCAGAGGUGGGCCCUGCGGCCUCCAUGACUAAAAGGGGGAGGGAAUAUGGAAGUACCCCUGAGAUUGAUAUGUCUGUUUUCUGUUAAUUACCUUACCAGGCAGGUGCACCAAAUACAGAAGAAGCCUAUUUGCUAAAGGAGCCAAUCAGGAGCUUUCAAUGAACCAAAAUCUUGCUCCCUCCCAGACACCUCUGCUGGUAUUCACUGGCUGACCUUGCUGAGCUGUCUCUGCCCUUCCCCCGCCCCAACACACACACACACACACACACACACACACACACACACACACACACACACACACACACACACACACACACACACACACACACACACACACACACACACACACUAACCCAAACCAGACUUGUAGUCAGCUGUUCUGCAGAACAUCCUGUUUGUGUUUCCCACCUGUUCCUGGGAAAGAUUGUUCAUUCUUUUUCCCAACCCCUCCCUAAACCUCCCCUUUGUGAUUUUCAAACAUGAGUCUCCCCUGUUUCUCUUGGGCUUGGGGCUUCUAUGUACUUUGUACUGAGGUGCCUCAGCACUAGUGUCUGAUUUUCCUCCUAAUAAAACUUCUGCUUUCAGCUCAGCUUGGACACCUCUGCAUUUUGAGGGGUGGGCUUCAGUUGACAUCUUCAUAUAUGACACUACACUUUUUUUGCUGCUGGGUCUUAGUCCUGUUUCUUCCCCUGCCCCUCAUUUCUUGAAAAGCCUUCCCUCCUCACUUUCUCCACCUUUUAGAAUCCCUUGGUUCAUUCAAAACGUAAUUUAUUUGCUACGUUUUACAUGAAACCACUCAAUACCCCAGCUAUCAGUGACUUCCCCACAAAAUCACCUUGUUUAGUCUCUAUAUAUUUUAUUUUUACUGAUAGAUAUACAUGUUGCUUCUUUAAUAGAAUGUAAGUUACUUGAGGGUAGGGAUCGUUUCACUUUUGUCUUUGUAUCUCUAGCACUUAGCAUAGUGCCUGACACAUUGUAGAUGCUUAAUAAAUUGCAAGUUGGUUGAUGUAUCCCAGAUGGAAAUUUAAUUCUUCACUAUACUUUAGCGUAAUGAAAUAGAAAGCAUCCUGGUCUGAGAAUGAGGAAACAGAGAUUUUGUUCUCAUUUCUGUCACCCACUAGCUAUAUGUGGGACCUCCGGGAAAUCACUUUAUCUUUUGAGUCUGUUUUCUUAGCUGUAAAAUGAGUUGGACUAGAUCACAGUUUUAUGACUCCGGAGGCCAUCUGAACAAGCAUUCCCUUUACAUCAUAUCCGAUAAGUAGUCAUCAGCUUUUGCUCAAAGACCUCUAGUGAGAAGAAGCUUACUACUAUCCAAAGCAGCUUACUCCAGUUGAGGAUAUUGCUAACUGUUAGGAUUUUCCCCAUAACAGUCAAGGAAAUUUCCCUCUUCUCAACUUCUCCCUAUUGCUCCUAGUUCUGCCCUCUAGAACCAAACCAAUCAAAUCUAGUUCUUUCCACAUGACACCUCUUCAGAUACUUGAAGGGAGGCUUUGUAUUCUCUCCUAAUUUUCUCCAGACUAAACAUCUCAUUCCUUUAACUCUCUUCAUAGCAUGAACUUGAGUCAAUUCACCACAGUCACCCUCCUCUGAGGACCCUCUUGCUAAUCAAUGUCCCAAAAUUGAACCCAAAAGCCUAGAUAUGGUCUUACUAGGUCAGAGUUAAGCGGGACUGUCAUCUCCCUGGUCCUUAACACUUUACCUUGCAUUUUUUUGGCAGCCAUAUCAAGCUCAUCAUUCAUUAAACAUAAUUCACUCAUAUCAAGCUUAUCAUGCAUUAAAACUUUAGGCUUAUUUUUAGGUGUUCUGUUGUAUGUUCUUGUUGGGCUUUUUUGAUGGGCCCACAUAUAAGACUUUAUACUUAUAUAUCUAUUAAAUUUCAGUGGUUUUGGUUCAAUAUUCUAGGUUCUAAACCUGUUUUGUCUCAUAGACCCCUUUGGCAAUCUGAUAAAAACAAACCAAAAAAAAGCAAUUCACAGCCUCCAAGUUAAGAACCCUGGUCUAUCCUAAUGAGAGUCUUUUUGAAUCCUGACCCAGUCAUUGUGUAUAGUUAUCCUCACCUCUGCCGUCUCAGUAUGUAAUAAAGUUAAUGAUAAAAAAAAAAGAUAUUAAACAGUACAGAGUCAAAAUCCAUCAAAUCAUUAGUGACUAUUCUUUGAGUCUGGCCAUUCAACCAGUUCCAAAUACAUCUAACUGUGCUAUUGUCUAGUACAUUCCUCUCCAUUGUUUCCACAGAAUAGCAUGGGAGACUGUCAAAUGCUUUGCUAAAAUUUACAUGAAUUAUAGCUAUAGCAUUCUUCUGUUCUAUCAAUCUAAUACUUCUGUCAGAAAAGAAGUGUCUAGUCUGACAUGACCUCUUCUAUUUUUAAUAUAUUUUAUUGAUAUGGUGUGCUUCUACAUCACCUUAUCCCAAUAUAUCCUUCCCCUUCACAGAAAGCUCUCAGUUAUACAGUUUAACAGAAUGACAUGGGAGGAGGGGGAAAACAGUUCACAGCAAAACUAUCCAACACAUUGAAAAA
Phascolarctos cinereus (koala) is the source of this 7165-nucleotide messenger RNA. It is a transcript of the gene PIK3C3, whose product is annotated as phosphatidylinositol 3-kinase catalytic subunit type 3. The record is from RefSeq and is a predicted model, not a curated record. Lineage: Eukaryota; Metazoa; Chordata; Mammalia; Diprotodontia; Phascolarctidae. Gene Ontology annotation, molecular function: 1-phosphatidylinositol-3-kinase activity. Gene Ontology annotation, biological process: phosphatidylinositol-3-phosphate biosynthetic process; autophagosome assembly; phosphatidylinositol-mediated signaling. Gene Ontology annotation, cellular component: phagophore assembly site; phosphatidylinositol 3-kinase complex, class III, type I; peroxisome.